CGGCAUCAGAAGCUGAGACGUCCAAGCAGGGAGCAUCUUGUACCACUUCACACCACGGUCUACUGUUUUUACUCACUAAACAGCAGGUAUAAUGACGCACCAGUACCCUGCAUUUACUGCUGAGCAGAAGAAGGAGCUGCAGGACAUUGCCCAGCGCAUUGUUGCGUCUGGCAAGGGCAUCCUCGCUGCAGAUGAGUCCACAGGCAGCAUGACCAAGCGCUUUAACCCCAUUGGCGUUGAGAACACAGAGGAGAACCGCCGUCUGUAUCGGCAGCUCCUCUUCACAGCUGACGAGCGCAUUGACAGCUGCAUUGGUGGGGUUAUCUUCUUCCAUGAAACACUGUACCAGAAGGCAGAUGAUGGCACACCCUUUGUCAAGAUGAUCAAGGACAGAGGCAUUGUUGUGGGCAUCAAGGUUGACAAAGGUGUCGUCCCUCUUGCAGGAACCAAUGGUGAAACCACAACACAGGGACUGGAUGGUCUGUCUGAACGCUGUGCUCAGUAUAAGAAGGAUGGUGCUGACUUUGCCAAGUGGCGUUGUGUGCUGAAGAUCAGUGAGACCACACCUUCAGAACUGGCGAUCAUGGAGAAUGCUAAUGUCCUGGCCCGUUAUGCCAGCAUCUGCCAGCAGAAUGGCAUUGUGCCCAUUGUGGAGCCAGAGAUCCUCCCUGAUGGAGAUCAUGAUCUUAAACGCUGCCAGUACGUCACUGAAAAGGUUCUUGCUGCCUGCUACAAGGCACUGUCUGACCACCAUGUCUACCUGGAGGGCACCCUGCUCAAACCCAACAUGGUGACUGCAGGACACUCCUGCCCCACCAAAUUUAGCAAUCAGGAGAUUGCCAUGGCAACAGUCACUGCUCUGCGCCGCACCGUUCCUCCCGCCGUUACAGGAGUGACCUUCCUCUCUGGAGGGCAGAGUGAAGAGGAGGCCUCAAUCAACCUGAAUGCUAUUAACACCUGCCCACUGAACAAGCCAUGGGCUCUUACCUUUUCAUACGGCCGUGCCCUGCAGGCCUCCGCCCUCAACGCCUGGCGUGGUGUCAAAGAUAACGAAAAGGCUGCCACUGAGGAGUUCAUCAAGCGUGCUCAGGCUAAUAGCUUGUCUGCUCAGGGCAAGUAUGUAUCCAGCGGAACUGGCGGGGCUACAGGACAGUCUCUGUACGUGGCCAACCAUGCCUACUAAACAUUCCCUUGUCACUUUCUCUAGCUUUCGUCGACCAGUAGUAUCUCCCAGCCUCUGCUGCUCUUUGUUUCACUGACCCAUCACAGGUCUGUGCUGUUGUCUGUGCAAAAGUUACCAUUGAAACGUUGUCUAGUUCAAAUUUUCUCAAAACGAUAGUGAAUGCUAAAAAUACAAACAGAAGCUUAAAAGGGCAUUUUGUGAAACUGUCUUUAAAAUAUUGAUCAAAUAGUGUUGCCUGCAUGGCCAGAUAUUAUUGACUGAUUUAAAUUGUAUUAACUAGUUCAGGUAUUCUGUUUGAGCACGGUUACUCCAGGUUCUGUGGUUUCUAACAUAGAGCAACUGGUAAAUUCUAGUCAUUCCAUGUUCAGUCACAGCCACUCCAAUUGAUCUGCUGUGCUACUGAGUGCAGUUAAAGUAAAUCAGGAGCAGAAUCCUUUAGAUUCAGGUUUGUGUGUGUAAGAAUAAAAGGGAGUUUUGUGUGUGUGUGUGUGUGUGUGUGUGUGUGUGUGUGUGUGUGUGUGUGUAGUUCAAUUCACUUGUGUUUGAAUACUGUUACCGAACAAUCGACAUACACACACUGAAAAGCAUUAUUUACUGUUCACAUCUAUAAUAGUCAGGAGGUGUUGGUUGUCUGUAAUACACAAAAAUACUAAUUUAACUCAUUUGAAAUACAUGUGAUUAUCUGUGCUGUAUUGUAUAGUAUGCUUGAAUGUAUUAUGUUCCCCUUGUAUCAGUGGCUAUGUUUACAUGCAGCCUAAUAAUAAUCAGACUGAUAGCUCAAUAAGAAUAGAAAAUGUAUGUGUACAUCUUGAUCUGAAUAGGGUAAUCCAAUCUGAAUUAAAUGAGUUAUCCAUUAAUAUGUUUAGUACAUAUUAAUACAUUUUAUCAAAUUCAAAAUCUCUUCAAGCUGCACCAGUUAUGUGUGUUAAUCAGCUUGAUAAAAAGAAACCUGAGCCCAAGUUUGCCGUAUGUGUUUUCUGACCAAACUACUAGAAGUUAGCGAUUAAAUCUUUGCAUGUAAGUGUAGCCAGUGUGACAGAGUGGUACAGAUGGUAAAGUAUGUUGAUGUAUGCCAGGAAACAGACUUUGGAGUGUGUAGGGAGAAAUUACUGCUUAUUUAGAUUAACUGUAAUGUUUUGUGGUGUCCUUUAAGCACUUGGUGUGUCCUGCAGAAAACUAAAAUAUAUAAUAUUUAAAUUUCAAA
Molecule: messenger RNA, 2387 nt
Organism: Trichomycterus rosablanca
Lineage: Eukaryota; Metazoa; Chordata; Actinopteri; Siluriformes; Trichomycteridae
Gene: aldocb
Product: aldolase C, fructose-bisphosphate, b
Exons: 9
Coding region: 92-1183 (363 amino acids)
Biological process (GO): glycolytic process; fructose 1,6-bisphosphate metabolic process
Cellular component (GO): cytosol
Molecular function (GO): fructose-bisphosphate aldolase activity
Source: RefSeq, a predicted model, not a curated record